This is a messenger RNA of Saccostrea echinata, 1920 nucleotides long. RefSeq lists its product as uncharacterized. Gene Ontology annotation, molecular function: DNA binding. The transcript has a single exon. The coding region runs from base 1 to 1920 and encodes 639 amino acids. Lineage: Eukaryota; Metazoa; Mollusca; Bivalvia; Ostreida; Ostreidae. Gene Ontology annotation, biological process: regulation of DNA-templated transcription. The record is from RefSeq and is a predicted model, not a curated record.
AUGAUGUUUUCCUCCCUGAUUGAUGGAAUGGACCACAGCAUUUCUCUGAGGCAUGGACUCAGCCUCUUCUCCUUGCCACCACCCAGUUCCAGCACCACCCAGAGACACCUCCCUGCAGGGACAAGGCCAGGCGACCUGGAGAUAUUCUCCCCUCCCUCUAUCACCCACACACUGUCACCAUUCACCUCCCCCAUUCCGCCGGUGCCUUUGUCUCCAUUUCUCAUGUCACCUCCGUCACUGAUGCCCCCCGCUGAAUCACAUCACCACCAUGCUUAUCUCAAACGGCUACAGAAGAACCCCAUGUUCAGAGAUCUACAAAAUCUUCUUGCUCAGGAGUGCUUACACAUGCAGGUACCAACUAAUCUCAUUGACUCCAGUCAGAACAACACAACUGUGAAAUCAGAACAUUGUGAUGUGUUUCCUAGACACAUGAAGUUACAGGAGAAAUUCUUGGAGUUACGAGCCAUCGAAUCUUUACGAUCAGAGGGACUAAAUCUGGAGUCUACGUACAGUGGUGAGGUGGGACAGAUCGAGGUGUCACGUUAUCAGGCUCUGUGUGCAGCAGGAAUCUCUGAUCAACACCGGAAAGCCGUCAAUCAUCACCAUGACGUGAAAAGGCUAGAUCUCAUUCAACAGUAUGAAGUCAUUUUACAACAAGUCCAAAAUAAAAAGAAUCUGCCUCAUGUGUCCUCAAACGAUGUCAUCAGCAAGCCGCUCUUAACAACAGACAAAGGUGUAGUCAGCAUGGCUUUCCCUCACAAAUCCAGUGGACAGGUAGCAAGACAGUUAGCUUUUGCUGCUGGUAAACAGAACAAUCCUUGUGUCAAAAGACCAGAUACACCUGAUUCCAUCCCUGAAGUGGUUAGUUCACCAGAAUGUUUAGAAGUUGACUUGAGCAGAGAGAUUGUAACUGAUGAGGAAACAGAUUCAAGUUUCUUCAGGACAAAGACCAUGCUUGGGGAUUCUGGGAUAUGUGAGGAUGAUGCAAGUUCCUGUGUGUCCGAUGGAAGUGAUCCUCAUUCAGAUUCUGGCAAGUGUAGUGAUGACUCCAAGUUAAGUGCAAUAAUUCCUUCUAAACCAAAUUGUGUUUUACAACCGUUUGACAUAAACACACAUACACAUAUCUUUAAUGGUGGGAAUUUCUUCAAAAGAAGUAGAGACUUUGUGACAGAGGAUGACAGAAGUGAAGAAACUAACCAAUCAAAAGAAAGUGACAACACUGUUACUGAUGAGACUGUUAUUAUGGGAAGACAUUCUCUCAAGAGGAAACGGGGUCCUGAAUCUAAUGAUGAAAACAUCGAGUCAAAGCAGCUAAGAAUUUCAGAAAAUCCUCGGGGAAAAAAGAUAACUGCUGAAUCUACCCGUAUCCUGUCUACCUGGUAUGAUGAGCACAUUCGAUAUCCUUAUCCGUCAGACCUAGAGGUGGAACAACUCGCCGAGCAAACAGGACUAACUCAUCAGCAGAUCAAGAAAUGGAUGGCCAACAAGCGAGUCCGUAACUACAAUACUCUCUCCAUCACUGGCAAUCAACAUCCAAUCAAAUUCAAGUUCAAAGGUCAGCGAUACUCAGACAAUGGACCAGAUGGGAAACCAAACAACUACAAGCAACUUCAUCCAGAAGCUCGGCGGAUUCUCAGCGAGUGGUACGAUGCUAACAGGGAAAAUCCGUACCCAUCGGAUGAAGUGAAAAGUGAACUGGCCAAAAGGACUGGAAUCUCGGAACAACAAGUGAAGUCUUGGUUUGCUAACAAGAGAAGUCGGGCUAAUAACACGAGGAAACAAGUACCCAACUACUUCAUCAAGAAAUUUCCCGAGUUCACCAGUCAUGUACAGAUGGUGAGCCUCACUCGAGAACUCGCCAGGAAAUCCAAACGAAGUGAUUGUAUUGACUCAGUCUUACAGUGUGCAUAUAGGAACUAA